UCUUUCAUGAAAUUUCAGAAGCAAAAGCAUAUUUUUCGCAUGUCAGAAUAUUUUUCAUUUCAGUUUCAUUUUCACUAAGUAUCAGUAGGAAAAACUAUCUUUACGAUUGCGUGACGCUCAGAAUUCAGUUUCAGUUUAUUUAUUUAAUUUGGCUGUAGCGUUUGAUGAUUAUUAAUCUGGUGAAUGGUGAACUGGUUUCAAGCCACUGCAAAAUACCAAAAAUUGUGUUGUUUUGGUUCACAUAAUUUAAGCUUUCAAAGAUUUAUUAAUAAACCCUACAAAAUGGAAGAGUGUGCUAAUAAGGAAUGUCUAAGUCAAGAUCCAGUUUUAUCGAAGAAAUAUUACCGUCGGGCUGAGCAUAGGAUAUUCGUGAACAGAUCUCUACAUUUAGAAAAUGUUAAGUUUUACGGAUUUGACAUGGACUACACAUUGGCGGAGUACAAAUCGCCCCAAUAUGAAACAUUAGGAUUCAACUUAACCAAAGAAAGACUGGUGCAUAAGGGCUAUCCACAGGAAAUAUUAGAAUUUGAAUAUGAUCCAUCUUUCCCAGUUAGAGGUCUUUGGUUUGACACAUUAUAUGGAAAUUUAUUGAAAGUAGACGCGUAUGGCAACAUUCUAGUAUGUGUACAUGGAUUUGAAUUUUUAAAACACUCCCAAGUAUACGAAUUGUAUCCAAACAAAUUCUUAACUCUCGACGAGUCUAGAGUGUAUGUAUUGAAUACGCUGUUCAAUUUGCCGGAGACCUAUCUAAUCGCGUGCCUCAUAGAUUUCUUUACAAAUUCUCCACAAUAUACACGAGAAAAAACGGGUGUAAGAUGUGGAGACUUAGCGAUGUCCUUCAAAUCUAUAUUCCAAGACGUAAGAAAUGCUGUCGACUACGUCCACAUACACGGGGAUUUGAAGAAGAAAACCACAGAGAACUUAGAUUUGUACCUCAAAAAGGACGACAGAUUGCCAAUGUUCCUAUCCAGGAUACGGGAGAGCGGGGCGAAACUAUUUAUCUUGACAAAUAGUGACUAUAACUUUACAGAUAAAAUUAUGAACUAUCUCUUCGACUUUCCAUAUGGAGCAAAGCCCGGAGAGCCUCACAGGAAUUGGAAGACAUACUUCGACUGGAUCGUGGUGGACGCAAAGAAGCCGCUGUUCUUCGGAGAGGGCACGACGCUACGGCAGGUUGACACUCGCACUGGCGCCUUAAAGAUGGGACACCACGUCGGACCUCUACACGAAGGACUGGUAUAUUCUGGAGGUUCAUGUGACGUUUUCACCGAGCUCAUAAGCGCCAAAGGCAAAGACGUGUUGUACAUAGGGGACCACAUUUUCGGCGACAUUCUCAAAUCCAAAAAGAUCGGUGGAUGGCGCACGUUCCUAAUAGUGCCUGAACUGGUCCAAGAGUUGCAUGUGUGGACGGACAAAUGUCAGUUGUUCGCCCAACUGCAGAACCUUGACAUUCAACUCGGCGACAUGUACAAGGAUCUAGAUUCAAGCACCAAAGAGAAGCCCGACAUAUCCAAACUGCGCAUGUCAAUCCGGGAUGUGACCCAUAAAAUGGACCUCGCGUAUGGAAUGCUCGGCUCGCUGUUUCGAUCAGGCUCUAGACAGACAUUCUUUUCUUCCCAGGUGGUGAGGUACGCGGACCUGUACGCCGCGUCGUUCCUCAACCUGAUGUACUACCCGUUCUGCUACAUGUUCCGCGCGCCCGCCAUGCUCAUGCCGCACGAGUCCACGGUCGCGCACGAGCAGCGGUUCACCGUCGACACGCCCACCAUCGAUCGGUCCAGGCACCCGAGCAGUCAGCGAAUUUACGCUGAUCGGCUGUUCGCGGCCGCGGGCGUCGUCGAGGAGACCAACGAGGUGUUGGCAGCUCCUGAGACCACCGACGGGAAGAGCGUGUUGGCGAGCGCGUCGGUGCCGCACGCGCGGCCGGAGACGCCGCAGCGGCUCACGCACACGCACGACGAGGAUUGCUCAGACGACGAGGACGUCUCCAAGGCCAACAAAUAGCACACAGGGUUGUUCAGACUGUCUACUCUCGCAUGAUCUGUAUGUGGUCAAUUAACUGUUAUAUCUAACGUUACUGAGAUAGAGUUAAGGAAUGUAUCUACAAUGGUUAAAUUGUCGUUGGACCGUGGGGGGAGAUGAAUUUAAUUAAAGUUAAAUAAAUUCACGAAAUUGUUGAUUAUAUUUUAUUGAUUUGAAUAGUUUCUUUCUCAAGAGCAUAUAAUAUUAAUAUGUACUAUAUUUAAACAUGAUACAAAUUGUGCUAUUAUAUAUAGGGUGCAUAUUAUGUAAACUAUCGAUUGCAUUACGAUGCAUAUAUAACAAUGUAUAUGUUAUGUAUAUCUAUAUUAUAUACAUAAUUAUUUUUUUCUUGGAACCUCAAUUUAUAGCUUGGCAAAUUCGUUCGUAACACUCCUGAUGGUCCGCGGGCGCCGGAGGUAGCGAUGCCCCGAGCGUACGUCUUCAUACGCUCACAGUUCUUCCCCUCCCGUCGUCCGCAUAUCAUGGGAGUGUAAUCAACGAAUUUGCCAAACUAUACACACUGUGCCCAUGAAACGAUAGAAGUGACGUUGCACUAAAAACAUGUCCUUUUCUAUACUAUAGCUUGACAACUUCGUUCGUAAUACUCCCGACGUUGCGCGCGGGUUGGGGGGCGUGUAGCGAUGAAUGAAAAACACACCACUGAUGCACGUCACUUCCCCGAACGCACGAUUUCACACCCGCGCAGUGUUUCCCCCUGUCGCCCGCAUAUCAUGGGAGUGUUAUCAACGACUUGCCAGACUAUAAAGCCAUACUCGAUGUGCACUGUUUACUAACAAACAAAUUAGAAAUGUAGGUAGAAAACGCACGUUUUUUCAUAACUUGUUUAUUUAAAAUUAAGUAUUGUUUAUUAGAAAUUAAAUAUCACGUGUCUUUAACGGUGAAGAAAAAACAUAGUAAGGAAGCCUACAUACCAGAUACCAGGGAAUUUUCUUUAUUCUCUGCGUGUGUGUAGUCUACUAAUCCGCAUUGGGCCAGCGUGGUUGACAAUUGGCCUAACCCCUCUCAUUCUGAGAGGAGACUCGAGCUCAGCAGUGAGAACAAGUUUAACAGUAACAAGAUUAAGUUAUAUAAUUAUUAAAAAGGUGUGAAAUGACUAGCAAUUUAUACACUCAUUUUUAAUUUGUUUGUUGGUAAACAGUGCACAUAGAGUAUAACUUUAGUAUAAUACAUUAUGUGGGUUCCUGCGGGGUUAUUAUGUAACUCGGUGUACCAUUCAAGUAAUCAGUCACUACAUAGUUUUUCAUCGUAUUCUCGUUUUUGCAAUCAUCUAACAUUGUGUUUUCAACUAAAUGACACUAUAAUCGUCAUUUUACCUGAAGUUAUAUUUAGUCUACUAGUGGUAGUAGCAGGUAAACACGUUAUUUUAACGAAAAACUGACAUUUACGUUAUUUUGUUGAAAUAUUCAUGUUAGACGAUUGUUAAAACAAAACAUCAUUGCCACUUGAUGUAAAAUGGCGUAGUCAAGGUAAUUUUGUAGAAAUAACUAUGUAACGGACGAAACAAAACACAGAAAAAUUCGGUGAAAAUGAGCUCUUCGGGACGUAUAUCGUUGCAAGGGAUGUUGACAGUUGGAUAAUUCGUAACGAACUGCGUAUAUUCAAAUAUCUGUCAAAACUGACAGCCCUUGGACGUUAUACGUUCCGUUAUAUGCCCGGCCAGUUUAUUUCACUAAAACAUUUACAACUAAAAUAUACAAUUGCGUCGCUUACAAACUAUAUUAGAUGAUCACAAAAACGAAAAUACGAUGAAAAUCGAUGUAGUGACUCAUUGUUUUAAUGGUACUCAGAGAUACAUAAUAAGACCGCUGAUAGCGUUUCUGAUAGAUUAUCUGUUAAUACUAAAGCUUAUUUUGGAUACGCAGCAAAUCAUUAGUCUAUUAUGUAAAUUAUUGUAAACUGGCGCUCAUACAUUAGGCAACAGUGUCUGUGUAGAGUCUAUGAAUAUGCUUAUCUCAGUGGCGUGCACUUCAUAGUUGCAAAAGUGCUUUGCCUUACCUGCAUUGAAGAAUCCAACCAUAUUUCAUACAUUGUUGGGUUCAGAUUAAGAUAUGGAGCAAGAACUUACAUUAUAAAAUUUACAAUUUCAACGAAACAUUUCAUAAAAUAUUAAUAACUGUGAAUUAUAAUUAUUUUUGGUGAUUUUGAUUUAUUAAAAAAGAUCGAUUUGUAUUUUCUUUAAAACAAAAACAAUCUUGUACUUAACCAGAAACUACACAGCACAACUAAAGUACAAUUUGUAAAUGUAAGUCAGGUUACAAUAAUUUACCAAAAAAUUGCUUAAACUACUCUACUCGUAUACAGGUAUAAAGUUCAACCUUAGACCAAUUACCUUCUAUGGGACUUGUAUCGCACUAAAGUUUGCACAACAAAGUAGUCUGUCGUUUUUUGAGGGGGACCAGGUAAACUCACACAUCGAAAAUAUUCAACACCAAUAUUAUCCUACUUCCUUACGCUAGGCCAGGGUUUCUCAAAUUGGGGUACGCGAACCCCUAGGGGUUCGCCAUACGAUGGCAAGGGGUUCGUAACAAGAUUUACGUAAUGGUGGCUUGAUAAAUGAUACCGAGUUAGAACUAAAGUUAAAAUUGUUCGAAAUUACUCCUAAUAUUGAAUCCAUUUGCGACAAGAAACAAG
This is a messenger RNA of Bicyclus anynana (squinting bush brown), 4674 nucleotides long. It is a transcript of the gene Nt5b, whose product is annotated as cytosolic purine 5'-nucleotidase. Lineage: Eukaryota; Metazoa; Arthropoda; Insecta; Lepidoptera; Nymphalidae. Bases 184 to 2004 code for a protein of 606 amino acids. The transcript is spliced from 14 exons. The record is from RefSeq and is a predicted model, not a curated record. Gene Ontology annotation, molecular function: 5'-nucleotidase activity.